This is a messenger RNA of Conger conger (European conger), 4407 nucleotides long. Its product is annotated as integrin alpha-M-like. Bases 77 to 3505 code for a protein of 1142 amino acids. The transcript has 30 exons. Gene Ontology annotation, biological process: cell adhesion mediated by integrin; cell-matrix adhesion; cell-cell adhesion. Lineage: Eukaryota; Metazoa; Chordata; Actinopteri; Anguilliformes; Congridae. Gene Ontology annotation, cellular component: external side of plasma membrane; integrin complex. The record is from RefSeq and is a predicted model, not a curated record. Gene Ontology annotation, molecular function: integrin binding.
AAAUGCAAUAUCAGACAAAGCUGUGCACAUUUUCUUUCAUUCUUACACACCUCCCUCCAUUUCUAACUGCAGCGCAAUGGAUUGGAUGGUCAUCAUUCCUUUGUAUCUAUGUACAGUUUUUCAGACAGCAUAUACUUUCAAUGUGGACCCAACUGCUUGGAAGUCCUUCAGCAAUGAUGCCACUGCUUUUGGGUACAGGGUGAUACAGGCAAACACAGAGAGCUUGCUGAUUAGUGCUCCUUUAUACCGCAAACAAGACAGGAAAGGAAUUGUUUACAAUUGUAAGGUUGGGACAUCAACAUGCUCUGAAAUAUCAAUACGAGUUCCCAGCCAUGGAAUAAAUAUGUCUCUUGGACUGUCAAUGUCUAAAGACCAUAAGUCACAAAACACAAUGGUUUGUGGACCCACUAUAUCCAGGCAGUGCGACUCUAUUACCACUUACAAUGGCAUGUGCUUCAAGCUGAAUACACGCCUUGAAGAGAUGGAUGGAUUUGGACAACCUAAAUUACUCAGAGAUUGCCCAGUGCAGGGUGUAGAUGUAGUAUUUUUAAUGGAUGGUUCAGGCAGUGUAGGUUCUUCGGAUUUUGGAAAAAUGAAAACAUUUGUGACAAAAUUGAUUGAAGGGCUUCUUGGACGCAACAGUAAGUUUUCAAUCAUGCAAUAUUCCAGCAGAUUUGAAACAGUUUUUAACUUCAAUAGUUUCAAUUGGAAUUGGAGAAAACAGGUAAAUGAUAUUCGCCAACUAGGAGGAGGUACCCACACUCCAACAGCCAUCUCCAAGGUUGUCCAUGAGCUGUUUAGCUCUGCAAGUGGAUCUCGGCCAAAAGCUCCUAAAAUCUUAUUGGUGAUCACGGAUGGGGAGACUUCUGGAGACUAUACAUCGCUGAGCACUGUCAUUUCUGAUGCUGAGAGCAGAGGAAUCAUUCGAUAUGCUAUUGGGGUGGGAAAUGCUUUUAAUCCCAGUUCACGAGGACUAAGCGAGCUGCAGACUAUCGCCUCAAAACCUACUAGGGACCACCUGUUUAAAGUAGACAACUUUAAUGCACUGGACAAACUCAGGGAUACACUGCAAAAAAAUAUUUUUGCGAUUGAAGGCACCACUGGUGAAUCAUUUCAGAUGGAACUGGCUCAGGAAGGCUUCAGUUCAGCUUUGUUGCCCUCGGGUGAGAUGGUGAUGGGUGCAGUGGGAGCAUUGGACUGGAAAGGAGGUUACCAGAAAUUCCAACCAGCAAAUCAGAGCCCUGAUAUUCUCGGCAGCAAAUAUAUAUCAUCGGACAGUUAUCUUGGCUAUUCUAUGGCUGUUGCUGAGAUGAAAAAUAAAGAGACAUAUAUAAUUUUGGGAGCCCCUAGGUAUCAGCAUGCUGGGCAAGUCAUUGUUUUCUUCCCAGGUACUACCCAGAAAAUAGAGAGCGAACAGAUUGGCUCAUACUUUGGGGCCGAGGUGUGCACGGUAGAUUUGAAUUCAGACUCCAUAACUGAUCUGCUACUCAUAUCUGCCCCAACGUAUUUGGACAAACAGAGAGACAGCGAGGGCAAGGUCUAUAUAUGUACCUUCACAAAGAACACUGUAUCAUGCAGAAAUAUGGCCCUGGUGGGGGAGCAAGGGGUAAAGGGUAAAUUUGGCACAUCACUGGCUGCCAUCUCUGAUCUAAACGGGGAUAAACUUUCUGAGGUAGCAGUGGGGGCGCCCCAGGAAGACAAUGGUCAGGGCACUGUGUACAUCUUCAGUGGUGCGAAAGGAGGGAUCAAGACACCAUACUCCCAGAGAAUUCAGAGUGCAUCUGUGCAGUCAGGGCUUCACUACUUCGGUCAGUCUAUCAGUGGAUCAAUGGAUCAGACUGCAGAUGGACUGAUAGACAUAGCUGUGGGGUCCAAAGGGAAAGUCCUGCUUCUCAGGUCCCGACCAGUGGUGUCAGUGGGCGUUACAAUUUCCUACACGCCAUCCGUAAUCCCUGUUACUGACUGCACCGGAACCACACCCAUCACUGCAAAAGUCUGCUUCUCAAUGCAGAGAGGCACUCAGGACAAAAUAGCAAAGCUGGAAGCACAAGUUGCUUACACAUUCAAACUGGAUUCAACUCGACCUCGCUUUCGUGCCUAUUUUACCUCUACCAAUCAGACUCAGGAGAAAGUCUUCACCCUUACAUUGGGUAGCCAAUGUCAUGAUACUAAAUUUCAAAUUGCUGAGUGCCCAGAGGAUGCCCUGAAUCCCCUGCUCAAUGAAUUAGCGUUCAGGUUUGUCGAGCCAUCUAAGCAGCCCCAUAGUCAAAACCUUUCCCCAAUCCUUGCUUCACCGUCUCAAACCGCAAUAUACCCAUUAGACUUUGAAAGAAACUGCGGGCCAGAUAACAAGUGCAUUGAUGACCUCAAAGUGGGUUUCAAUUUCUCUGGAGCAUCAGUAAUUGAAGUUGGCAUUGCUUCUGGACUGGAAGUGACUGUAUCAGUUGAGAACAGGGGGGAAGAUUCCUACAACUCGCAUGUGAUUUUCACCUACCCGCCAGGGUUGUCAUUCAGGAAGGUUACUGUGGUACAGGACCCAUCCAAGAGAGACAGAGUGCAGUGCAGUGCCGUAGAUAGUGAGGAUGCAACAACUGCGGGAAAGAGUGUCUGCUUCGUGAACAAGCCAGUGUUCAAGACAAAAGCUCGGGUUGUUUUCAUAAUUUUGCUUGGAAUAGAUGGCAGCAGUCAAUUUGACCAAACGGUGACAUUUACUGCCAAUGCCACAAGCGGAAAUGAUCAACACGCGGGCAAUGAAAACUUUCAAGUGAAAAGGAUUAAAGUGAAAUUAAAUAUUUACAUGUUGAUAAAAGGUUUGGAGGAAACAACUAGUUAUAUUAAUUUCACAGCCGGUAAGAAUGAUUUAAAGAGACCUGUACUGCAUUCAUUUGAAAUUGUGAAUUAUAUCAGAGACCUUAAUGCCUCAGCAAUAUUCAAGGUGCCAAUUAAACUUGGAGAAAAAUAUAUCUGGAGUAAUGUCAGCAGUAUUCAGAUUCCAGGUUGCCUUACAAAACAAGAUGAGAAACCUAAUGUGACCAAUUUCAUAGAGAAGCUGAAGAAAGAUCCCACUGUGGACUGCAAAGUGUCAUUAUGUCGAGUGAUAAGGUGCAAUAUGCACUUGCGGAAGGACCAUAAAUACACUUACAACAUCUCUGGUGAGGUUAACUCGGAUUGGAUUGAACAGACAAAACUCACAUCAUUGCAGUUGGACAGUGGAGCUGUUUUGGAUUAUGACCAAGACCAGUUUAUUUAUUUUGGAAGUUCUGGAAACAACCUCCCAUCCACAAAGGUUGGUACUCUUGUAGAAGUGUACACUGAAGCUGACUUUACAAAGGAGAUAACAGGAGGUGCUGUGGGAGGUCUGGUACUGCUCGCUUUGCUUUCAGCUGGGUUAUACAAGGCGGGAUUUUUCAAAAGUCAGUAUAAACAAAUGCUGGAGAAUUCAGGACAAGCAGAUGGGGAGGCAGAUGAAGGUGUGGGGGAAACUGCCCCUGCAGAACCUGAAUAGACCACAGGCCCCUACACAGCUUCACUGCACAACUUUUGGACAGCUGCCAUGAACAUCUAGUUUUAUUCUAGCUUGUGAUAACUGGUUCUCUGACUGAGUAACUAAAGCUUUAUAACGACAAAUGCUUAAUUUUUAGUAACUAAAUGCAUACUGAACAUGUGUGUUUUAGGAAAUUAUGUUUUUAAAGUGUAUACUUAAAAAUAUCAUAAAGUGGAGCAAUUACAAAAUGCAAGAAUUUUGAAUCAAUAUUGCAAUAUUGAAUCAAAAAUGCCAUUAUGAAAAACUAUUUUAAAAUAUAAAAGUAAUGAAGGAUUGGCACUGAUGUUUUUUUAAUUUUUAAAAUUUUGUUUGAAAUGUGGAAAAAAUUUGUUUAAAAGCAAACUACAGAAUGCAAUGGAAAACUGCAAAAUAUAGAUAUGACCAUUUGGUUAAUGUUUCACAUUCCAUAAACAUCUGUAAAUGCUUUAAUGUUGAUGCCCAUGCUUUGCAACACACACAUUUAUUUUGCCAUGUGUACUUAAAGUGCUUUAAGUGUUUCUUUUGAUACUGAUAUGAGCAAGAUCAGGUUAAGAUGUAAAUUCCAGUCUCAGUCAACUACAAACCUACCCUGUAAAAAUAAACUUGAUUUCAGAAAAGACAGUAAGAAACGAACCGUAGGAAAAUAUAAUCUUAAGAUUAUAUGUAAUUGACUGCAUUUAAGUUUAUUAUAUCAAUUUGUUUCUAUUUUCUGCAGUGUAUAUACUGUUUGUUGUACAAUGUAAUAUACAUUAGUUCAGGCUGUUACUGUAUCGGCGUGUGGAUAUCAGUUCAUGACCCAGUUUUACUCUGCAACUCUGCCUUCCCAAACUACUGUACUGAAACACCAUUCACUUAUAUUUGUAUUAAAAGCUGCUUUGAGUAUA